Messenger RNA from Somion occarium, 781 nucleotides. NCBI's taxonomy places the organism in Eukaryota, Fungi, Basidiomycota, Agaricomycetes, Polyporales, Cerrenaceae. The record is from the annotation of a GenBank genome assembly.
CACAGCGCGUUGUGCCUUGUGUUUCGUUUUGACCACCAUGUCUCAACCAGAUACUUCCCAGGAUCCCAGUAAGGACCCGAGAGCUGCAAACAAGGCCCAGUUUGAGCUCGAGCUAGAAUUUGUACAAAGCUUGGCGAAUCCUUACUACUUGCACUCUCUCGCUCAACAAGGCGUUCUCAACCAACCAGCCUUCGUGAACUUCCUAAAGUAUCUUCUGUAUUGGAAGGAAAAGGACUAUGCACGAUUCAUCUUGUAUCCUCACGCUCUUCAUCAUCUGGAACUGUUACAACACGCGAAAUUCAGAUCGGAGAUUGCUAAGGAUGAAUGGAGGGAGUACUUGAAUCAGAAACAAUUCGACCACUGGAGAACUUGGCGUGAAUGGAAGCCUCCACCAAAUCCAGCAUCUACAGACGUCACCAUGGCCGACGAACAGAAAUAGUUGGUUGAUGAGAGCUUGUGCUUUCUCUCGCAGAAGUGUACGCCGUAUCAGACAAUAACGCUUGCGUGCCGCCUGGUUGUCAACGACGUUGGCUCGGGCAGUUUGCGACCAGAAAACUUGGGCGUAGGCUUAUUGUAGUCAUGCAGGGCAGAAUCUCGCUGUUGUCAUUCAAGUAGAAGAGCGUUAGAUACUUCCUAGAUUAGACGAGACCUGCCUUCACUGCUGUGCGGCCAGGCAGUUCUCAUGGGAUGAUGGGAAAGGAAUAUUGAUACAGUCGAAAUUAGUUGUGCGUGUGUCCAGGCAUCCAUACAUUUGAACUAGGAAUAUAGCCUGCCAUACUAC